This is a messenger RNA of Balaenoptera acutorostrata (minke whale), 1117 nucleotides long. It is a transcript of the gene CD70, whose product is annotated as CD70 molecule. Gene Ontology annotation, biological process: immune response; tumor necrosis factor-mediated signaling pathway. NCBI's taxonomy places the organism in Eukaryota, Metazoa, Chordata, Mammalia, Artiodactyla, Balaenopteridae. Gene Ontology annotation, molecular function: tumor necrosis factor receptor binding. The record is from RefSeq and is a predicted model, not a curated record. Gene Ontology annotation, cellular component: plasma membrane; extracellular exosome.
AUGUUCAGUGAAGGUUUGUUGAAUGAGUACCAGGAAGUCUGGUCCCUCCCUCUGCCGGACAUCCCCAGGGUGGGGCACGGUUGGUCCCUGGCAGGUUCGGGCAGGCAGAGAGGGCCCCAUAGCUGUGCGCGAGCUGGUUCCUUCCCUCUUCCUGCCUGCCGUCUACAUACCCUCCACCCUGUCGCACAGCUGAUGAAGUGCUUGCAGAGGAUCAUGAUGGCAGAGGAGGCCUCGGGCUGCCAGGUGCCUCACCGGCCCUGGGUGUCCAUCUGGUGGGUGGCUUUGUUGCUGCUUCUCCUUGGCAUGGUGAUAGGCUGCCUCGUCUGCAGUGUUCACCUCACCCGAAAGCAGCAGCUGGAUUCAACUGGGUGGGACUUAGCGGAGCUGCAGCUGAAUCACACAGGAUCGCGGCAGGACCCCAGGCUGCGCUGGCAGGGAAGCCCAGCCCUGGGCCGCUCCUUCGUGCAUGGGCCAGAGCUGGACAACGGGCAGCUGCGUAUCCAACGUGAUGGCAUUUACAGGCUGCACAUCCAGGUGACCUUAGCCAACUGCUCCUUCUCCACGUGGACCACCAAGCCCCAUAGCGCCACCCUGACCGUGGCCAUCUGCUUCCCCACGGCCCACAGCAUCAGCCUGCUACGCCUCAACUUUCACCACGGCUGCGCCGUCGCCUCCCAGCGCCUAACGUUCUUAGCCCACGGGGACAUUCUCUGCACCAACCUUACUCAGCCUCUGCUGCCCUCCAGAAACGCUGAUGAGACUUUUUUUGGGAUUCAGUGGGUGUGCCCUUGACCAUUGCACUUCCUGGCCCAGAUUUGUUGGGAGGGAUUUUUUUCUUUGUUUUAUCGUCAAUUUAUUCGUAAGUAUUUUUAUUAUUUUGGAUACAUUGUAUUGUAUCCAAAGGUUGUAUUUCUCUUCCUGAGAAUGCAUUGGCUUUUUUUAAACUUUUUUAUUAUUUGUUCUUUUUUUCUUUUUUUUUUUUUUUUGGCCACACCAUGUGGCAUGUGGGAUCUUAGUUCCCCAGGCAGGGAAUGAACCCACACCUACCUGAAAGGCAUCUGAAGGACAGAGUCUUAACCACUGGACCACGGUGAGAUUGCAUUGUUAAUGCACAGAA